Penicillium diatomitis is the source of this 6378-nucleotide messenger RNA. It is a transcript of the gene cch1, whose product is annotated as calcium channel protein CCH1. Gene Ontology annotation, cellular component: membrane; voltage-gated calcium channel complex. Bases 1 to 6378 code for a protein of 2125 amino acids. The record is from RefSeq and is a predicted model, not a curated record. The transcript has 3 exons. Gene Ontology annotation, biological process: calcium ion import across plasma membrane. Lineage: Eukaryota; Fungi; Ascomycota; Eurotiomycetes; Eurotiales; Aspergillaceae. Gene Ontology annotation, molecular function: high voltage-gated calcium channel activity; calcium ion binding.
AUGGCGCCAACAACUCGUACGCCUGGGAAUGAAGAUGAUACAACCCCCCAUCAGAUUCCCUUGCAGGAUCUCUCGGGAUAUGAGAGUCUCCCGACAGAUCGCGGGAGAGCCCAUGCUGACAACGCGGGGGGUGGUAUAUUUUCACGCGGGUCAUUGCUGAGAGGCGGCCCGCGAAGGCAAUAUGAAAGUGUCGCGGAAGAUUCGCCUGUCGAAGCGCCAGGCGCGAUCAGACGGGGACCCCAGCCAAAAAGUGACCGGUAUGACACCCUACGACAAUCUGACGAAGUUGCUCCCGCGGCGCUGGCCCAAGCCAUGUCCUUCGGUGCCACUUUCGACAGUUCGCAUCCGUCGAUAAGCUUGGUCGGACCUUCCUCGACACAUCACUUCGACGACGCUGCUUCGGACCUCGAUAACGUACCGCUCGAUCCAUGGCCGAGCCACGAUCAAAAUGCCGGCUACGCACCACCUCACGUGGAGGACGAGGACGAUACAGCAAGGUUGACAGACCCUCGUUACCUGCAGCCCAUCAGCGGCGCUCGUGGGGAAGACAGCCGGCGGAGUAGCGACACUGGCAUACAUUCGAUCUCCUCAGGGCCUGGUGCGCGAUUAGGAGACGACCUGCCCCAUCUGGAGGAGGGUCUGUCGCGAAGCCGGGGAAGCAGCGCUCGCUCUCGUUCGCGAUCGCGAUCGCCGUCGGCAUCUGGCGGUGCCCUUCAGCGAGCGAGCUCCAUGGUGAAGUCCAUGUCUCAACGAGUGGUCAAUUUGAGUAAUGAACCCGAGGUGAUCGGGCAGACGCUCGAGAGAGAGGAGUCUCAUCGAGAUGCUCGAAUGGAAGCGCCCCCUAUGCUUCCGGCAAUGUCAGAAUAUGCCCAUGACUCGUCUCCGGGUACUGAAGAGGAAAAGCGUGUCUUGCGCAAGGCAUGGCGGCAACAUAACAACCCUUUCCGUGGCAGGUCACUUGGUAUACUAGGCCCAGAUCAUCCGCUGCGACUAUGGCUUUGUGAUUUGCUUGUGCAUCCAAUUAUGGAGCCCCUUAUCUUAGUCAUUAUCAUCGUUCAAGCCGUCCUUCUCAUCGUUGAAUCAUCGAAAUCCGUCUUCGAUGAUCCUCGGGGAGUCCGCUGGGGCAGAAGCUCGUUCGAUUAUGUGUUCUUCGUCAUCUUUGCUAUUUACACCUUGGAGCUUGCCGCUAAGAUCCUGGUGUCAGGCUUCAUUUUCAACCCCACUGAAUACAGUACUCUGGACCGGUCUUUGGGUAUCCGAAAAGCCAUUGCGGAAAAGGGCAAGAACCUCAUCACGCCUCAUCGGCAAGGAACAGUAAGAAAAGUAUCAUUCGCGCAGCCAGAGCCGCAACAUUCCAUUCUUCGCUCAUUUACUGGAAUGAAUGGGUUGGACUCAAAUCCCGGUGCCUACAAAGACCCUCUUCACAAGAACCGUGAGAGACUUGCCCAUCGAGCCUUCCUUCGUCAUUCUUUCAAUCGAUUGGACUUCGUCGCAGUCGUGGCGUUCUGGGUGUCUUUCUUUCUCUCCGUAAUUGGAAUGGAAUCAGCUCAUCAUCUGUACAUUUUUCGGAUGCUCAGUUGCCUCCGGAUUCUGCGUCUACUCGCUCUGACAAACGGCACCUCAGUGAUCCUGAGAAGUCUCAAGCGUGCGGCGCCUUUGCUCGUCCAUGUUGCAUUUCUCAUCGGAUUCUUUUGGCUCCUUUUUGCCAUUAUCGGCAUCCAGAGCUUCAAGUCAAGUUUUCGACGAACUUGUGUGUGGGUAGACCCCAAUGGUCAGAACAAUUACACCUCCGACUCUCAAUUCUGUGGUGGUUAUAUGGAGAAUGGCAUCGCGAGAUCAUGGGUGGACUCUGCCGGCAAUCACUCCCCGGCUCUACCGAAAGGAUACCUUUGUCCGCAAGGCUCUCUCUGCGUCGAGGGACAGAACCCCCAUAACAACACUCAGAGCUUCGACAAUAUCCUACAGUCCUUGGAGCUGGUGUUUGUUAUAAUGAGUUCGAACACCUUCACCGACCUGAUGUAUUACACAACCGAUAGUGACUAUCUUGCUGGGUCCUUGUACUUCGUGGCAGCCUUGGUCAUUCUCAGCUUGUGGUUGGUCAACCUCCUUGUCGCGGUCAUCACCCAUUCUUUCCAGGUGAUUCGCGAGGAAAGCAAACGUAGUGCGUUUGCGAUUCAAGACAUCGACGGGAUAGAUUUCAAUGAAACCCAGUCGAAAAAGGUGAAUCCUGUCAAGCGGAUAUAUGACAAAACGAGAUGGUUUUGGGUGGGCCUCAUCUUCUUCGACCUCGUUGUCCAAGCCCUAAGGAGUGCGUCCAUGUCAGAUGACCGUGCCUAUUUUAUUGAUACUACAGAAACGGUGGUGACUCUCAUGCUGUUGGUCGAGAUCAUUGUGCGUUUUGCCGCGGAAUGGCGCACUUUCUUCCACAGACGUCGCAAUUGGUUUGAUCUAUUUCUGGUCAUUGUGACCUGCAUUAUCCAGAUCCCGCCGAUACGUAUGUCAGGUCGCGCCUAUGCCAUUCUCAGCGUGUUCCAAAUUCUCCGAGUUUAUCGAUUUGUGCUGGCAUUCUCCGUGACCAGAAAGUUGAUCAUGGUCGUUUUCAGCAACGCCUCCGGUCUGCUCAACCUGAUAUUCUUUCUUUUCCUGAUGACCUUUCUCGCUUCCAUAUUCGCAACCCAGCUCUUCCGGGGUCAGAUUGCGGCCGGUGAAGCUAUCACUUUUUCUGAUAUCUACAAUUCUUUUCUGGGAAUGUAUCAGAUUUUGUCCAGCGAGAACUGGACUGAUAUCUUGUACAGCGUCACCGGCGAAACUGUGGAGUUCAGAACCGCUUGGAUCUCGGCCGCAUUCUUGAUCAUGUGGUUUAUUGUUGGCAAUUUCAUCAUCUUGAACAUGUUCAUUGCUGUAAUUCAAGAGAGUUUCGAUGUUACCGAAGAUGAAAAGCGAAUGCAACAGGUUCGCGCAUUCCUUGAACAAAAGCAUGUCGGUGGCAGUACGAAGGGCAACCCUGCUCUGUCGAAAAUCCUUCGUCUCGGAAGAGGUUCGGACCGCUAUAAAGAUCCGCUGGACCAUGGUCCUGCGGCAAUGGAGAUGCUAUUGAAAGAUGCAGUGGUGCGCGACUUUCUUGAUGAGGAGCAGACUAAAACGGCUCAAAGCCACCACCGACGAGAGAACACCAUGUUCGCUGGAACUGCAAACCAGGAAGCUGUCGAGCCGGGCAUGCUGUCCCGAUUGUGGACCAAGACGACAUCUUUCGUCCUCGGGCGGGAACCUAAUCCCUUCUAUUCGCGGCUGCAGUUCUCUCGCGCUUAUGAAGAACUAGACCCCCGCACGAUGGCAAAGGAGGUCGCAUCUGCAGCCGAAGCUAGGAAGCGUGCACAGCGAGAGUAUCUCAUCAGACAUCCCAACUACAACAAGUCGCUGUUCAUUUUUUCACCCCAGAAUCCAGUACGCAGGAUUUGCCAGCGAGUCGUCGGUCCUGGACGGGGCCAUCAGAGGGUUGAAGGCGUCGAUCCAUACAAGCCUGCAUGGUAUGCGUUCUCGGCAUUCAUUUACGCUGCAAUUGUGGCAAUGGUUGUGCUUGCCUGUAUCACAACACCUCUUUAUCAACGGCAGUACUUCCGUACCAACCGCAAUUGGUUCGUGUACACCGACCUUAGCUUUGCUAUGGUCUUUACGGUGGAGGCCCUGAUCAAGAUUAUCGCAGACGGUUGCUUCUGGACUCCCAAUGCGUUUCUCCGCAGCUCGUGGGGCUUCAUCGACGGUGUUGUCUUGUUGACCCUUUGGAUCAACGUUGGCAGCUCUCUCAAAAAGGACUGGAAUGUCUCCCGCGCGAUUGGAGCCUUCAAAGCGCUAAGGGCGCUCCGGCUGUUGAACGUCUCUGACAGUGCUAAGGAUACUUUCCACUCGGUUAUUAUUGUCGGUGGAUGGAAGGUCAUUGCCGCGGCAGCCGUUUCGAUGAGCUUUUUGAUUCCGUUUGCCAUCUACACUGUGAAUCUGUUCAACGGGCAGAUGGUCUCAUGCAACGACGGUGACUUUGUGGGUAACUUGACGGCUUGUGUAGACGAGUAUGCAAGCCAGCCCUACAAUUGGGAAAUUUUGGCGCCGCGAGUAGCCGAGAACACUUUCUACGACUUUGACAACUUUGGCGAUGCUUUGUUUAUCCUGUUCCAAAUCGUUUCUCAAGAAGGCUGGAUCAAUGUGCAGGAUCUAGCAAUGAAGAUCACUGGUAAAGGGCUUCAACCCCAGGAUGGGAGCGCACCAGGGAACGGUCUUUUCCUCGUCAUAUUCAAUUUGCUCGGUGCUGUGUUCGUGCUGACGUUGUUUGUGUCUGUGUUCAUGCGCAACUACACGGAACAAACUGGAGUUGCAUUUCUCACUGCCGAACAGCGAUCGUGGCUGGAAUUACGGAAGCUGUUGCGACAGAUUUCACCGUCAAAAAGAUCUUUCCACGACAAAAGUCACAAAUGGCGCUUAUGGUGCUAUCGAAUCGCUGUGAAAAAACACGGACGAUGGGCACGUCUUGUGACAUGCACGCUUCUUGUGCACCUUGCGCUUCUGAUCCUCGAAUAUUAUCCUGAACCAGACUGGUGGGUCACCACUCGAAGCGGCUUAUUCUUCAUCUUUGUCCUAGUCUAUAUAAGCAACACACUCAUCCGUUUGAUCGGCCUUGGAUGGCAUCGAUUCAGUCGGAGCUCAUGGGACCUGUAUUCGCUACUUGCAGUCCCAGGGGCAUUCAUUACAAUCGUCCUCAACUUUGCGAUACGAAGUCAGGCUGUCCUCGAACUGAACAAAUUGUUCCUUGUUUCAAUCACGCUAUUGCUGAUCCCGCGAAACAAUCAGCUUGAUCAACUUUUCAAGACUGCCGCAGCUAGUCUUCCCGUGAUUGGUAACCUCUUGGCUACCUGGUUCGUCCUCUUUUUGGUAUUCGGAAUAGCCUUGAACCAAGCGUUCGGCCUUACCAAGUUUGGUCAAAAAGAAAAUCACAACAUCAAUUUCCGCGAUGUACCGAAAGCGCUGGUCUUGCUGUUUCGUGCGAGCUGCGGUGAAGGGUGGAAUGAAAUCAUGGAAGACUAUGCCACCAUGGUACCGCCGUUUUGUACUUUCGAUGCCAAUUUCCUCGACGAUGAUUGCGGCAGUGCCGCCUGGGCUCGGACUCUGUUUAUCAUGUGGAACAUCAUCAGCAUGUACAUUUUCGUUUCGCUUUUUGUCUCACUCAUUUUCGAGAGCUUCUCAUACGUCUACCAACGCAGCAGUGGCUUGUAUGUGGUCAACCGCGAAGAGAUUCGCCGUUUCAAACAGGCGUGGGCGACAUUUGAUCCGAACGGAACCGGCUAUAUCUCCAAGGAGCAAUUCCCGCGCUUACUCGGGGAACUGUCCGGUGUCUUUGCCAUGCGAAUCUACGACGAAGAAUUUACUGUCUCAAGGAUUCUGGAACAGUGUCGGCAAUCGCCUCGCGACUCAGUGCAUUCGCUUCCGUCAACGCAUGAUGCCAUGCCGCUGCGAUCACGAGAUUCUCUUCAGUCUCUGCGCCUGAAAGGUGAAAACACUUUUCCGACUGGCGUCGAUCUGAGAAAGUUAUCUCAAGUUAUUGCUCGCAUUCCCGUGCAAACCAUUCGAGAACGCCGUCAACGUCUGAACAGUUUUUACGAAGAGGUUCUUGUCUCGGCAGACCUUGAACGUGGAAUAUCCUUCCAUCAAUGUCUCAUGAUUCUGGCCCAUUACAAUAUCAUCAGCGAUAGUAAGAGUUUGCGUCUUGAGGAAUUCCUGCGCCGUCGGGCACGUCUGCAGCGAGUCGAGGAAGCUGUUCGCCGCAAUACAGUGAUCGGGUUCUUCGACACCCUCUAUUGGUCUCGUCAAUUCCGUCGUGCUGUUGAGCGCAAGAAGUCCAGUCGUAUGACGGCCGUCCCGCAGUUCACAGUUCCCGAGAUUUAUGUCGAGGACCCAAUGGAGGAAGACCGCGACGAGCACGCUCCAGGCGCAAUGACCCCUCAGAACCCAGUCGAUGCUGACUCGUCGUUCUCACCCAUGCUGUCGCCGACCUCCACGUCGCGUGGACGUGCCGAGUCGAGUCCCACUGGACGCGGUGUGAAUCUUCCACGAUUGGACACCAGCUUUGGAGGGCGCAGCUCAGGGGGAAAUACUCCGACGGAAUGGUCCAGUAUCAGUCCGUCGCGCACCCCUCGUCGGUUGUAUGACGAGCGGGAUUCGUUUGAUACGAGCCAACGGGAUGAAUCCGUGCCCGGGACUGACCACUCACGUCAAAACAGUGGCAUCAGCGUCAAUGAUGUGAUGCAAUCGCUCGACAACUCGGCGUGGGGCGAAAGUAUUCGGCGCAGCUUUACACAACGACGAUCGGGUGAUCGAUCGGGCGAACAAUAG